CAAAUAUAUCAUUUCUCAUUUUUCUCUUCCAAGAUUUCAUGGAGACCUACUAUUGCGAUUUAAUUGAUGUUACACCUCUUGGAAGCUUUGCUACUAUGUUCUUCUCUAAUCAGGAAUUUGGAGAGGUGGAUCCAAAUUUCAUUCGUGAAUUUGGUCAUGAACUUCCUGUAGAAUGGAGAAUAAUGGAUUACCGAUUUGAACAUCAUCUUGUUACAUACAACAAAGAUGAAAUUCAUCCUCUUCUGACUGAUGGAUGGAAACAGAUGAGAGAUCAUUUCGACCUUCAUAAGAAUGAAGAAAUUCAUUUUGCGUAUCAUGGUAAUGGUCUUUUUGGCAUCACGGCUGCAAGAAGAUUUGUAAGUGAAGAUCAAAUACCAAACUAUCAUAGCCGAUAUACUAUUGGUAAUUGUGCUAGAUUUCAAGUGGAACUCACGCGUGAUAACAUAAGGAAUCCAUAUUUGAGCUUAUGGGAUAUGUUUGCAGUUUUUUUGAGAAAUUCUAAUGUGGAUGUUAUAACUGCUUGCUGUGACAAUGGAUCAAAGACUGAUCUUCAAGUUGCAAUUCACGAUAAUCCUUUUCCGGUUACCGCCUUAGGACCUGGUUGGUAUGGUUUUUGUCGCAAAAAUGGGUUUCGUGCCGGUGAUGAACUAUGCUUUAAUUUUUCGCUUGUUAACUCUGGUAAUAAUGUUGUGCGCGUAUUUAAAAUCUGAAGAGAAAAAGAAGAUGAUUUUGGAAGCUUGAUAUUGGUGGAAAAAAGGGAGGUUGCAAAGAUAAGUUGUUGGAGGAUGGUGAUUAUGCAUUAUGUUAGGAUUAUUUUGACUUAAUUUGGUUUUAAUGUUGGUUUUUUAAGAUUAGGAAGAUGAUUAUGUUAGAAGGUGUAGGUCGGAUGCUGAAGUGUAGGAUGUAUAAGUUUAAUUUGGUUUGGUGUAACUUUAUGUUAUUGAUGUUUAUUCUUAGUGUUGAUGUUAUUGAUGUUUAGGUUGAAUGUAGUUUAUGGUCUGUAAUGAAUCAAACUAUUUGCUGCUUUGUUUUAAUGUUGUUUUAAUGAAUCAAACUACUCAAUGUUGAAA
This is a messenger RNA of Trifolium pratense (red clover), 1070 nucleotides long. RefSeq lists its product as uncharacterized. Lineage: Eukaryota; Viridiplantae; Streptophyta; Magnoliopsida; Fabales; Fabaceae. The record is from RefSeq and is a predicted model, not a curated record. The coding region runs from base 39 to 710 and encodes 223 amino acids. The transcript has 3 exons.